AUGCCCUCCCUGAUAGCAAUCCCCACUGAUGCUGCAGAGCAGGAAGACAUGAGUGAGGAGCAGUUGGGUGAUGCCAGUGGAACAGACAAUACUGAGACCUACAGUGACAAAGACACAGACCAAAGGAGUUCCCCAGACAUGACUAAAACCAAAAGCUGCUUCACCCCUGAAAGCCCUGAAAUUGUUUCAGUGGAUGAGGUCGGCUAUGCAGUUCAGAAAAAUGGUGGGAGCACAGAGAGCCAUCCAGACAGCCCCAAGUACCACCCAGAGCAGAACCACCUCCUGAUAGAAGGUCCUUCUGGGACAGUUUCUUUACCUUUCAGUUUGAAAGGCAACAGACCUCCACUUGAAGUCUUGAAAAAGAUUUUCCCUAACCAAAAGCCAACUGUGCUGGAGCUGAUCCUGAAGGGAUGUGGUGGUGAUCUGGUGAGUGCUGUAGAGGUUCUCCUGUCCAGCCGGUCUUCGGUGGCUGGUGGGGAAAGAACUUCCUCUGAAUCUGAUGGGCUUGUUUUGCCUUCCAGUGGGCACAUUUUUGAACACACACUGAGCUCAUACCCUAUUUCCUCUUCCAAGUGGUCUGUGGGCUCAGCAUUUAGAGUUCCUGACACGCUGCGGUUUUCUGCUGAUUCCAGCAAUGUCGUGCCAAAUCCUCUGGCUGUACCUUUGCAGCACCCUUUCCCUCAGCCACCACGCUACCCGCUGAUGCUGAGGAACACUUUGGCAAGAAACCAGUCCAGCCCGUUCCUGCCCAAUGACGUCACCCUGUGGAACACUAUGACGCUGCAGCAGCAGUACCAGCUACGGUCCCAGUACGUCAGCCCUUUCUCUAGCAACUCAGCCAGCGUUUUCCGAAGCUCACCUGUCCUUCCUUCCCGCUCAUCAGAAGAUCCUAGAAUCUCAAUCCCUGAUGACGGGUGUCCUAUUGUGUCUAAGCAACCGAUUUAUACAGAAGAUGAGUAUGAUGAAAGAUCUGAUUCUUCAGACUCAAGAAUACUCAACACAUCAUCUUAG
This is a messenger RNA of Apaloderma vittatum (bar-tailed trogon), 1011 nucleotides long. RefSeq names its product doublesex and mab-3 related transcription factor 3 (gene DMRT3). Bases 1 to 1011 code for a protein of 336 amino acids. Gene Ontology annotation, molecular function: protein binding. The record is from RefSeq and is a predicted model, not a curated record. The transcript is spliced from 2 exons. NCBI's taxonomy places the organism in Eukaryota, Metazoa, Chordata, Aves, Trogoniformes, Trogonidae.